CUCUCCACUGCAUUCUUCAUCAUCUCCUUGCAUUAGAUAUCUCCUUUAAAACCUCCCCACCAAAUCCGAAAAAGACAAUAAUUAUUGCAUUUACAAGCCCUAUUCAAAAAAACAUGUUUCCCUCAACCAACUGCAACAACCCUUUUGAUGAAUCCUUGCUCACAAUAAGGCCAUCAUCAUCUCCUCCUUCACCAUUCACAUCCUCCUCUCAUCAAAACCCUACCCCCAAACACGACGACAACAACGACCUCCUCUUCAACUUCCCCUCGCCUUUCCUCGACGAGCAAGAGUCCCCCUUGAACCAAAUCUUCCUCCGCCCCCUCGUUCACCACAAUCUCGUGAAGUCAAAAAUCGAAGAUCAGAUUCCGGCCACCGCUGCUGCCCCAGCGCCGCGGCGGAGGGCCGGGAAGAAGGACCGGCACAGCAAGAUUUGCACGGCGCAGGGGAUAAGGGAUAGGAGAAUGCGCCUCUCUCUUCAAGCGGCUCGGAAAUUCUUCGAUCUCCAAGAUAUGCUCGGCUACGACAAGGCCAGCAAAACGAUAGAGUGGCUCUUCGCGCAGUCAAGCGAGGCGAUCAAGGAGCUCGCUCACGUGAAGAGCGAGUCAUUCCUCUCGGAAUGCGAAGACCUUUCCGGAAUCGAGGAGAUCAGCUCCUGCGCUGUGAUUCCGGAUAAGGCUUCGAGCAGCGCCAAGGCGCUGAGGGAGAAGGCGAGGGCGAGGGCGAGGCGUCGGACGCAGGAGAAAAUGCUGGUGAAACGCCUCCGUGUCGCUGGAGAUUGCUUCACACCAAACCCUAGUAUCCCUAUCGACGAAAUUAGGGUUUCUGAGGAGUUGGGAAUGGUUGAGAAUUUUUGGGGGAAUUUGAGCUCUGACUAUCAAUGUGCAGUUUCGGAUCCGAGUUUGGUAGGAUUUCUUGGGAAUUGGGAUGUUUUUUCGGUUGGAAAUCAGGUUUCUUUUGCAGGUAAUCUCGACUCAGUUUUCUCUGAAUUUCAUUAAUAUAAUAAUUAAGCACUUUUUUUUUGUUCUUCUAGCUAGCUAUAGUUAGUCUUCCUCACCUUGUGUAUAUCAUUUUAAGUAUGGAUUUUCGAGGACUUUACAUCGA
Molecule: messenger RNA, 1101 nt
Organism: Salvia hispanica
Lineage: Eukaryota; Viridiplantae; Streptophyta; Magnoliopsida; Lamiales; Lamiaceae
Product: transcription factor TCP12-like
Biological process (GO): regulation of secondary shoot formation
Cellular component (GO): nucleus
Molecular function (GO): sequence-specific DNA binding; DNA-binding transcription factor activity
Source: RefSeq, a predicted model, not a curated record